AUGGCAAAAUUUAAGGAAGGGGAUAUUAGAGCGGCCACUGAGCUCUUCCAGAGGGCAGUGAGUGUAACUCCAUCUAUGGCACAUCAACUAAUACAGAUUCUGAGAUCAGAGAAUAUUGAAUUUGUAGUGGCUCCAUAUGAGGCUGAUGCACAGCUAGCAUUCCUGUCCAAUCUCGAUGCAGAGAGGGGUGGAAUUGCUGCAGUGAUUACAGAGGAUAGUGAUCUUGUGGCAUAUGGUUGCCAAGCUGUUGUCUUUAAGAUGGACCAAUAUGGUAACGGUGAAGAGAUGGUACUGGAGAAUGUUUUUAAUCCAGUGGGCCGUACACCUUCCUUCCAAAAUUUUGAUCAGGAAUUAUUCACAGGUAUGUGUGUCUUGGCCGGCUGUGAUUUCCUUCCAUCAGUUCAUGGAAUUGGGAUUGCAAAAGCUUAUGCCUUGGUUUCAAAGUAUCGUAACUUAGAUCGUGCUCUAUCAGUUUUGAAAUCGCAGAAGGGCAAUCAAAUGCCUGAAGAUUACCCCAAAUGUUUCAAAGAAGCAGUUGCAGUUUUUCAGCAUGCUCAAAUAUUUGAUGCCGAAAAGAAAAAGGUCAAACAUAUGAAAGCCAUUCCAGAAAAGCUUGUGCAUUCUCUAGAUGGAGAACUCGAUUUCCUUGGACCAGAAAUGCCUCCAUCAGUAGCUACUGCAAUUGCUGAAGGAAACUUGGACCCCAUAAAUAUGAAGGCCUUUGAUCAUUUCCCAGCUUCUAGACAUCAUCAAGAACCUAUUAAGAGCCAAAAUAUUGGUCAAAUUCAGAGACCUGAGACUGCUCUGGUAUCUGCAGAAGAUAGCUGUUUUGUAAGCUUUCCCUCCCAUAAAAGCCGAGGGAAAGAUAGUACAGGGCCUACAGGCAAGCAGAAUCCUGUUUCAAAUGAAAAGAAGUAUUUGAAUGAAUCUGCAGCACUUGCAAAGCUAAUUGUGCCAUCGACAAAUAAUGAAACAGUGGAGACCACAAUAGCACCCAACACCAUCCCGUUGAAGGUUCGCCGCAACAAUCCUUUCAAGAAACGGAAAGAUGAUGUUCACUCAGAUCAAAUAGGGAGCAAAACUAAACAAGUUUCAAAUGCAGCUGAGGUGGAAAUUUCGGACACCUCGAAUGUCUCACCCAGUAACAUCAAACCUAAAGUUGUUAACAAUGUUCCUUCCAGAAAAAGGAAAAAUGAUAUUAUCUUAGAACAUGUAGAAAGCAUUGGCGAAGAGGUUUCAGUGGUGACAGAGAUAGAGUCUUCAGACAUUUUGUGUGUAACUCCAGAGUCUCAGGAAAGUGUAAACUCUAAACUUCCCAAGGCAAAAAGGAUGGUGAAAAAUGAGAAGUUGAAGAGAAGCAGCUUCAAGAGUUCAGGGAAUAAAAAUAGUAGUAUCUUGAAUUUCUUUUCUCGUGUAUGA
Prunus armeniaca (apricot) is the source of this 1419-nucleotide messenger RNA. The record is from the annotation of a GenBank genome assembly. Lineage: Eukaryota; Viridiplantae; Streptophyta; Magnoliopsida; Rosales; Rosaceae.